Molecule: messenger RNA, 4432 nt
Organism: Colletotrichum scovillei
Lineage: Eukaryota; Fungi; Ascomycota; Sordariomycetes; Glomerellales; Glomerellaceae
Exons: 1
Coding region: 988-3762 (924 amino acids)
Cellular component (GO): nucleus
Molecular function (GO): DNA binding
Source: RefSeq, a predicted model, not a curated record
ACCCCCUCCUUCGCUUUUACGCUGUGAGGCACGCAAGAAGCGGUAGCGUACACCCAUACCUAGAUGCAGUAACGUAGAGACUCAGGUGUGGGCCACCCAGCCUGCCUGUCCCUGUACCCAAAGUACCAACCAACCCGCCGCAGUUCCCUUCAACGCCUUACAGGGGGGGUGCUGCCCCUCUGAUCGAAUCACAUUCGGCUGCGUUGCUCGUCAACUGCUUGCAACCGCCCGUCUUUCCACUCCCGUUACCUUAGACUCAUCCCUCCCGCCUGGCCUUGGCCUGCACUCAUGACUUUGGUGGUGAAGUGUGCACCUCACUCAUUCACUCCCUCGGUUGGGGACAUCCAUCCAUCCAUCUCCCGUCUCGUUACUUCUCUCGUCCUUCUUGCAUCAUUUUCCAUUUUCUGCCUUCCACGACCCGACGACAACGACCACAUCUCGAAAAAGUUAAACCGAAUCAUUCCUGACGCUCCAAACAUUAGACGCAGCAAACGAAGAGCCAAACGGAUCCUUCCCCCCGCCACCUACCGUUCGGUCCAAGUCAGGGGUGCGCAUUUUUCCAGAAAUUCCCCAGUUUUGUGACAACUCCCGCCCUCUUUGCUCAAGACGACGAGGGUCGGUGAGCAAACCCCCAGACCAGGUCCUGCCUGCUUCGGUUCCCUUUUCCUUCUUCCCGCCAGCUUUCUCGACAUCUUGGAACUCAAACACACUGAACCAUCCCACCCUGGACCUCGAACCACGGUCCGCUUUGCCUUUUGGGCUCCCAGAAACCUUCCUACCCACCACCACCCUCUUUGGCAAGCUUCGCUGUCGGUCAACUUUCUUGCCUCUUACUCGUUGCGCCGACGGCAUUUCGACUCGACCCCGUCACCGUCACCGUCACCGUCACAGUCAACCUUUCUACCACUACUACGACUCGAAGAAACCCCCGCAGCAAAGCACAAGCGAUUCGGCUAGCUCUCUCGGGCUACGCACCCAUGCUCCGCCAUGUCCUCCCAAGAUCGUGACGUCGAGGUCGAUGUCGACGCUGAUGGCCGAGUAAUCUCCCUCCCCGACUUUGGGGAUAUGCGCCCGCGCAAGGAGGCCGAGAAAAGUGAAAAGGCCGAAAAGAAGGCAUCUCGAAGCAAAUCAGAGCGCAGCAGCAGGUCCGACAGAGAAAAGGGAGACAGGGAACACCGAUCCCACCGCGUGAGCUCCCGCUCCUCAAAAUCGAAAAUCGCCGACGGCAGCGGCCUCGGCAGUGACGUCCAUUCCCACUCCCACCGCCGCCACCGCACCCGCGAAGAACGAGACCGCGACCGAGAGAGAGACCGCGGACACGACCGCUCCUCUUCCAUGACCGACCUCGUUCCCGAAAUGUCUCGGACCUCGCUGACUGGUCCGGCGUCGACUGACCGCAUCUCGCUUCCCUACCCGACCUUCAGCAAGGCACACAGCAAAGAGGCCGUCCGCAAUAGUCGUGAGGACGUCUCAGGAUCGGGCGUUGGCGCCACGAGAAGGGCCGAUCCAUUCACCCCCGAGGCCACCGAUCUGGGCGACAGCGAACUCAAGCGAUCCCAGAGCGUCGAUCAUUCCGACAAGCAGCGCAAGAGUUCGUCCAAGAAGGAGUCGAGGCCGCCUAGUCCGCCCGAGACCGACUUGUCGGGCAAGAGACGAUCUGCCACCCCCGAGGAAUCGUCAAAGAAGGUGCGUGAGGAGCGUUCGAGCUCGAGACUUAGCGGCGAGACAUCCAAGAGAGACCGAGAAGACAGGCCGAGCUCGCGUCUCAGUGGUCUGUCGAGAUCCGGCUCCAGAGCCGACGAUAAGUCCAGGGUGAGCUUCAAGUCAAAGACUAGCAGUCAGGCGACGUACGUCAAGUCGCCGGCGUUCCCACCUGGCGUUCAGGAAAGCUUGAAUAUCAAGCCGAGCACUUCUAGAUCUUCCUCGAAGCGAAGCUCCUCGAGCAAGAAAAGCCGGCGUGCAGAGUAUCACGAUGGCGAUUCGUCUCCCGAAAGCCUGCAGGAUUCAUCUCCUAGAACCCCUACGCAAGCACCACCAUUCCCACCGCCCUUCGCCAUGAACGACAAGCCUCCGGGCCCUCCUCCACAGGUUUACCCCGAAAACGACAUCACACCAUCGGCCACUCCAAUGACUGAUAUGCCUCCUCCAACGGGACCUCCUCCUCCCCCGCCACCACCUCCAGCCCUGGAUGUACAGGAAGCACCGCGGGUGGACUACCUUUUACAGAACGGCGGUCUGAUCCAGCCAAUCCCGAAAACAUUCCUCUCUGUUCUACCUCGCCAGAAUGGCGCCCGGCCAUCUAACCCACCCCUAGUUGGCCCGCAGACUUUGUUCGCACCCUUUUUCAACCUCUUGGACCAGUACAACUCGGUUCUCAACCGCAACGGCUCCGUAGCAGUUGCGACUGGCCACCGAUCUGUGGCCCGCCGUCUUCUAGACCGCCUCGAAAACGUCUUUUCCAGAGAGCUUCCUGAGCACGGAUGCACUUGUGUCGUGUGUGAAAGAGGCCCCGAUAUUCAACAUCGUGGCCUCGGCUGGGGAGAGGUCCUCGAAUGGGUUAGCGGUCGCAUCGAUCUUCCGCAAUGGCCACCCUUUGACCUGGCCAGCUUGGGAUCCAAUGCUGCCGAAGUGUCAGCAGAGCUGCCACCACGGCCCGACUCGCCGGUCAAGAUAGACCCUGAUAUUGCCGAGGAGUUCCGCGAGCACUACCUCAGACAGUCUAAGAAAGUCAGGGGAGCCGUGGAUAAGUGGCUCAACACCUGCGGAGAGACCACCGCGCCGCCGCCACAAGAUGUAGACGAUGAGACACUCACGUUUGCUAUUCUCACCAAUAUGGACCCGGAAGAUCAGCCGUAUUUUAACGCAAUUCUGGCUGGCUCUAAUCACCCGAAGCCGGCAACAAGGGCUCCUACACCCUUGCACCGCGCCCGCCCGGAUCUCCUUGUUAGAGCCGGCUUGGCUCUGCAGCGUCUUUACCGACUACAACAAGUACCCCGAGACGCAGAGGUUGCCAUGUACCUCGUCAAGAACCCCCACACCCACGAUCUACUUGUCACCAUGUCCGACAUCAACACACAAGAAUGGGAGAUUCUGACUUCUGGACGAUUCGAUGGCUUCCUCUGGUCCGGAGCUGAUGGCGAUGACACUCCUACAGCUGAGUCCCGUGGCGCCACCCCUGCGAGCGGUUACUACCCCUCUCGGCCAGGGACCAUGAGCCCUAGCGUGCGAGGAACGCCAGGCUUCUCAGCAUCUCGCAACACUACACCAUUCUCCGCCUACUCUCGCGGCGCCACCCCCGCGUCCUUUGUGAGCAAUGCAUCAUCCGCGGCGGCCAACAAGCAGGCAGUAUCACGGGACGAAGAGAUGGAGAUGGCCGUCUUGGCAGAGGUAGAGCGAGAAAUCUACCAGGGUAUGGAGGCGUUGGAGGACGCGUUCGAAGCCCUUCACCUCAGGGCCGAAGUCGUCCGCACGGGGUUGCGCAACCGCGGAGCAGGAUUGAUGCACAGCCUUCAAAGCCGCCGGCGGAUCGAUGUUCUGCCCAAUCCGAGCUCCGGCAACUCGCAGUCAUCAGGCUACGAACGGCCCAGCUGGGCGCAAGGCGACUACGACGCCAAUAGCGACAGCGAAUGGGGAGGCGACGACUUUGAGCUGGCCCCCGACGAUUCGGCGAGUAACAUUAGCAGUUCACGCCAUCGACGACCAAAGAGACGUACAGAGCGACGGACACCGGCGCCGAUUGAGGAAGAUGACGAGGAAAACUGAACUCUACGAUAAAAAGGAAAAAUAAUGAAAUGCGUUUUUUUGAUGAUUGAUUUUUUGUUUUCCAUGGUGGUUUCGCUAUCAGUGAGCCACAAAGCUGUUCACGAAAAAGGGGUCGGAGAGAGAGAUGAAACGAAAUGAUGUCAGAGUCACGAAAGUUUGAUUAAUGUUCUGAAAAUACCAUGGUGGAAUUAUGCGACGAAAGCUGCAAUAUCAACUGCUGGCAUUCAAAAUUUGGACGGACGUUGAUGCGAUGAUCACUGAAUUGGUUGGUAGAGGAUUUUGGGGGAUAGGGGGGACCAGCCAACUGGAUGAAGCUCGUUGAAGGGUUGGACAUGUGUGAAGGGAACGUUGGAGUCUAUUUUCCAACGGAUAAUGGGUACGAGCACCACGUUCAAACGCGGAAUCAUCGUCAUCGCAAGCGUCAGAGGUCUACUUGAACCUCGAGGGUUUUCUGUCCCGUUUGCUUGUUAGGGAGAUUGGCUGCGCCGUUGCGAGACGCGAAAUUGUUCAUGGCCUUUUUCAAUGUGUUCCGGCUUGCAUUGUUCAUGGAGUCCUGGGUUUUAUUUUAUUUUCUUCUCCAUGGCCAUCGUCAUAAGGCGAGAGAGGGGUCUAUUUGGUUCUUCUCACCUUUACCCUCACCUCAGCUCGAAUUCAAACGUUUCCAAGGCUC